GUCACUUCCGCUAAAUCGGUUCGCCAUCUUGAACAGGCUUGGCUAGUGUAUGAAAUGGUCUAGACGGUUAAAAAAAUAAAUAAAUAAAUAAAUAAAAUAAAAAUAAAAAAAACUGUUCGGUCUGCUAUUUAUUUUGAUAGUAUUGUUUAUUUUUUUUACCUCUUAAACCCUAGUUGAUGAUAAACUUAGCAGAAGAAAUCAAUGGGCUUCUGAAGACAACCGCAAAUUUAACUGAUUAUGGAAACCUAUGGAUCAUCCCCCAAGAUAAAGUUGAAAAGAUCCCCCGGCACCAAAGCCGAAACGCUGGACAAUUGCAGCAUUUGUUUGUUUUUUCUCUAAUCGCCUGGAUGAAUUCGUUCUGGAGCAAACGAAAAGUUCAAAGCAACAGUGGUUAAAAAAAAGAAGAAAAAAAAGGAGAAAUGUUUCAGCUUCCGGUAAACAACCUUACACGACUGAGAAAAGCUAGGAAAAGGGUCAAGAGGCUGUUAAGUGAUAUUGGCUUGGACUACUGCAAGGAACAUAUAGAGGAUUACAAAGAGUUUGGUCCUGAUGAGUUCUAUAUGAAACAUGUUUACCUUGAUGUAUGUGUGUGGGAUCCAUCCUGGACGAAGUCACAGGACUACAGAACGAAGCAAUUUUGCUGCUCAGAUUGUCCCUUUGCUUCCAAAUACUUCUCAGCGUACAAGAAUCACUUUCGCAAUGUUCACAGAGAUGACUUUGAGAACCGCAUCCUGCUCAACUGCUCCUAUUGCAUGUACAGUGGAAACAAACGAACUCUGGAGACUCAUGUUAGGCUCUUCCACAUGCCUUAUAACAUUGUCCGACAGGGAAUUGCCAAUCCACUUGGAGCCAUGGUGGGUGGUAAGCAUAGUAUACAGAUGGAAAAGCAUAUGCUGACUGACAGAAAAGAGCUGGCGGUUUACUACUGCAAGAAAUGCAACUAUCGGGACAGAUUAUACAAUGUAGUGCGCAGGCACAUUUAUAGGGAACACUUCCAGCAUGUGACUACACCUUAUGUAGUCAAAAACUCAGAGAAGCAAGAAAACGGUGAUGAAGCCAUAAUCAGUAGUCAUGGGAUUCAGUGUAAGAGCUGCCUCUUUGUCCCUCGUUCCUAUGAGGCGCUGGUUCAACAUGUUAUUGAGUUCCAUGAACGUAUUGGCUAUCAAGUAACUGCCCUGAUUGGCCACACCAAUGUUAUAGUGGCUCGUUCUCAGGCCAGCAUUAUUCAGUUGGGUGCGCCAGUCAUACCUGGAAUACCGCCACAUAUGGUGCAGCCAGUUAAUUGCUUUAACAUGCCCAAAGUAAUGAGGGUGCCUGUUGGCAACCAUUUCAAGCAGGGUGUCACAGGAAGCCCUGGCCACCCACUGUGCAUUACACUGCCUGACAAAGCUCUGUUGUCCAGCACAGCUUCACAGUCAUAUAUAGGAAAACCCCUUUCAUCAGUGCAUGCUGCUACUGCCACUUUGACCUCAUUAGAGGCCAAGAAAGGUUCAGUUAAUGCACCAAACACCUCGCAAACACAGAAGUGGAAGAUUUGCACAAUAUGCAAUGAACUCUUCCCUGAGAGUGCAUAUGCCAUUCACAUUGAAAAGGAACAUCAGGCCGAAAGGGUGCAGGCUAUGGCUAAGUAUAUUCUGAAGAUCCACAAUUUCACAAGCAAGUGUCUGUAUUGUAACCGUUACCUGCCAAGUGACACUCUGCUAAACCACAUGCUAAUACAUGGACUGACAUGCCCACAGUGCCAGGCCACAUUUUAUGAGGUUGAGAAGAUGGUAGUGCACAAGAGGCAGAUGCAUCCAAAUGAACCAGGGGAACUUCCUAUUGAUUCUCCAUUGACAUUUGAUCUGACGCUUCAACAAGGCAGUCCAAAGAAUGUGCAGCUUAUAGUGACCACCCAUAACAUGAAGAAAGUACCCAAGUCAUCAUCCACAACUGUGCAACCACUAAACAGUGUUGGAUCCAGGUCUACAAUAAUUGUAGCAAAGGGGACAAAAAGAUCCAGUGAAUCACUAAUGAUGAACACAUCCAAAAAUGUAGUAACCCAGAACACAGAAAUGGGCAAGACCUUGUGUCCACUCUGCUUCACCAUUAUAAAGGGUCCCAUUUCUGAUGCGCUCACACAGCAUCUACAAGACCGGCACCAGGUGCUUCAGACUCUCCAUCCAGUUGAGAAAAAGCUCACCUACAAGUGUAUCCAUUGCUUGGGUGUGUACACAAAUAACAUGACGGCUUCCACAAUCACGCUUCAUCUUGUACACUGCCGAGGGGUUGGACAAGCUCCGAAUGUUCACACCAAGAAGUGCAUUUCAGCUCUUAAGCGAGAACUGGUCGCCUCAGAUACAUUGAACCCUAAGAAGAAAAAAUUGAUCACUCAAAGCAGGUACCAUCACACAAUAUUUGUGGACAAGCCUGCAGAGCCUGUUCUCAUCUUGGACCCCAGAGGUCAUGCAAAUGAGUCUUAUGAUGCACGUAAGGAUUUCCUGACCACCUAUUUCAACCAGCAGCCGUAUCCAUCCCAACAAGAGGUUGAAAAACUCGCUGCAAACCUGUGGCUGUGGAAGUCUGAUGUCUUAAGUCACUUUGCCAAAAAAAGACAGUCAUGUGAAUGGGACUUUAUGACUCGUAAACCAAUAGUUUUACUAGGCUUUAACAUGCAAGCAGUGAACCAACUCAAACAUGAAAUGAACUUUGACAGUGAGUGGUUGUUCACAGUUAGUGAUGAGAAGAAAAGUGGAAUUUCAAGAACUACAAAAAAGAGACUGAGGGCUUUUGAUUUCUCUACUGACAAGAACACCAGCACACAUGUGGAAGAGGCUUUAAACCCUGGACAAUGCAUUCAAAGCAACUGUGCCUUCAAGACAAGCCCUGGGCAUUCAGAAACCCUUGCUAUUGACCUUCAUAGAGAAUCAGAGCAAAAGGAAGUGUCAUUUCCUUCAGUGGUUCAAACUUGGACGAAAGAGACAGUGCUGCAGGAAAGGUUCCUGUAUAAGAGAGGUGGGAGGGUGUCAAGUACAGAUUUUACCAAGGGAGGAUCAAAGAGUCUAGAUGGACGUGUGUCUGGUUCCAGAACUGAAGAUGCAACAUGGUCAGGAGGCAUGUCCCCAAAUGAGAGCCAUUAUAGACCAGCUGGAUGCUUUGAAGAGAAAGGGAAAGAAAUGGGUUUGCUGGGCAGAUGAUCCGAGUUUUGGUCCAAGUCUCCCAACUCCUAAGGCAAACUUCCUUCGGUCUUGUAUUAUCCCCUGAACCUUAAAUUGUGACUAACAAAACUGAAAUGAUUUUUUAAAACAAUGGUACAAGCUUACUGAAAGAACACAUUUUACUUUCAACAUUCCUGUUGUGUACAAACAGGGAUAAAAAUUAUCAUAUUUCUUCAUCCAUAUGUCCUCUUAUGAUUUUUACUGCCUUGUGUACUUACUCAUCUAGUUGAUUUAAUUGUUGCAAAGUGUAGAAAGUCUGUUUCUCUCUGUUUAAAAAUAAAAUUAACAUUGCAAUUUACUAUUUAGUGCUUGGAGAUGAUAUUUUUAUUGUCCUAAACAAAGGUCAGUGGAUUUCAUUUGAAUAUUUAUGAACAUUUCCAUUGACCAAAUUCAUGACAUUUCAGUAGAUCCUGUAGCUUUAACGAUUUCUUGCAUCAUGCCAUAUAUUUAACAUUUUUGAUAAUGUUGUAAACAAGGGUUAUUUUCAGUUCAGUGUGAAAAUGUUUUUUAUAAUGCCAGAAUAUUCAUUUGAUAAGCAGAGCCAGUGUGUGUUUUUUUUCUGGAUUAGAAUAAAGGAAACUUGGUUUCA
Molecule: messenger RNA, 3786 nt
Organism: Ictalurus punctatus (channel catfish)
Lineage: Eukaryota; Metazoa; Chordata; Actinopteri; Siluriformes; Ictaluridae
Gene: adnpa
Product: activity-dependent neuroprotector homeobox a
Exons: 4
Coding region: 420-3176 (918 amino acids)
Biological process (GO): regulation of gene expression
Cellular component (GO): nucleus
Molecular function (GO): DNA binding
Source: RefSeq, a predicted model, not a curated record